AUGACUUCAAAUGUAGACGGGAAUUUGAAAAUCAUAGUUCGGUUCGCUUCUGCAAUUCCUGAUCUUACAUUGGAAAUUUCAAAUGCAGGAGAGACAACGAUCCGGGAACUUUUCAAGACCAUUCGUAGUCGCAUACCAGACUGUAGGGAUAAACACUUAAAACUGAUAUUUCAAGGCCGUCUUUUGUCUCCGUUAUUCACUAUAGAAAGAGCUGUAAGGGGAAACUGGCAUUAUGAUCCUCAUAAAGAAGAUGACGAAUCUCGAAAAGCAUUUAUUCAUUGCAUUGUUGGACCUCAACUAUCACCAAAUGAAUUGGCUCCAGAAGACAUAGAAUUAAGUCAACUUCAGCGCUCCGGUGCUUCAGAGGCGGAGGCGGAGGCGUCACAUCCUACAGAGAUGCUGAGAGGUUUUGACCGGCUCCGCGAAGCUGGUUUCACAGAAUCCGAGAUUUCUAGUUUGAGAUCCCAGUUUCAUCAAGCUCGUGGUACGAAUUUAGAGUCUCUUUCAGAGGACGCUGUACGCGAAGCUGAGGAUGAUUGGAUCGACAAUGGGGCACAAACUUCAUCAGCUGAUGAAUUUGAUAUGUCUUACGAAACGCUUUUGGCCGGCGUAAUGAUUGGAUUCUUUGGUGGUGCUAUUGCAUGCUAUUUUCUCUGGCAAAGAACUAUGUUUUCCCUGCGAAUGCAGCUCUCAAUCUUGGUAGGUAUUAUUUGCAAUUUUGUUUAUGGCGUUUUACAUUCCUAUCGAUGGUAA
This is a messenger RNA of Schizosaccharomyces osmophilus, 753 nucleotides long. It is a transcript of the gene dsc3, whose product is annotated as Golgi Dsc E3 ligase complex subunit Dsc3. Gene Ontology annotation, biological process: protein processing. Gene Ontology annotation, cellular component: endoplasmic reticulum; Dsc E3 ubiquitin ligase complex. The record is from RefSeq and is a predicted model, not a curated record. The transcript has a single exon. Bases 1 to 753 code for a protein of 250 amino acids. Lineage: Eukaryota; Fungi; Ascomycota; Schizosaccharomycetes; Schizosaccharomycetales; Schizosaccharomycetaceae.